GCAUAAUGAUAACGGUGGAGCUGCCACCGUGACAUGUUUGUAAGUGGUUCUGUCACAAUUUCGAAAUGUCUUAUCUGUUAUGUUUUUCAACCGGCAAAAAUCUGUGAACGAUUUACACGUGUACAAGUGGGUGAAAUGUCAACAAACUCGUUCGUGUGAUACGCUACGCGCCGCUUGAAAGAAAUUUCACAUUCACAGACCAUUUAGCGAUCAAAGUGCAUCGUUUAACUUCAAACCGUAUUAUCUGGAUCAUGUUGUAAACAUUAGAAAAGAAAGCAAAGAAAAUGCAGUGGCCGUCGCUGAACCUGAUCUUGAUAGAGGUGUUUUUAGGUUACAUCGCCUAUACGACAUACAAUUUGUCACUGUUAUUCGUUGCACCGUCUUGCGAAGAAGGAAAACAGUGUUUGACAUCUUACUUGAGCAAAAAGCCACAUUUACAGUUACGGGUUUACAGUUCCGUCGACAAAUACUCGAAUAACGGUCACCUCGACUUCGUUUACGGUAUCGACAAUUUUAAUUACACGCAUCCAGAUAGUUUUUCAAUAACAGUAACUGUGCCACGUAAAACAAAAAACAAUGGCACACUGUAUUUCUAUAUCAUUGUUGCACCCAGUUCCAGAAAAUACAGCAAAAAUAUUGCAUUUAAUGAUCUACAAAAGGAUUCAUAUACAUCUUUUACUAUUAUUAAGAUGACACAGUACACAGUUCCUGAAGCAAAGGCUUUUAAUUUGUUAGGAGAGAAAAAUACAAAUGCACAGAAAAAGAAAGAUUUCAUACAUCCUGUGACCCAUAUAAAGAGCCGCAUAACAUUUACAAUAAUGACUGAUGACGUGAAGCUUCCUAUGCAAACUAUACCAAUUGAGCUAGUGAAUCAGUUAAAGAUUAUACACAGCCGGACAUUUUUACCGAUCGUUAACAAUGAUUUUCUGCAAAGCAGACAUCAUGAUUUAAUAAGAAUCUUACCACAAAAUAACACAAUUAAUGUUACACUGCAAUACUCCCCGAUAUCUCUUGGAAAGCUAAGGUUACUGUUGCACGUUGAGCCUACAAUGCAUGCCUUAAAGAAUCUUGGAUUCACUGACAAAGAUGUGGAUGAAGUAAAAGGAAUCUUUGCUGAUACUAAUAUAUAUAUUCUAGGAGGAACAUUCUUCAUUGCAGCUAUUCAUUUGUUGUUCGAUUUUCUGGCGUUUAAAAAUGAUGUUAGUUAUUGGAGACAGAAAAAUAAUUUAGUUGGCCUGAGCAAGUGGACUGUCUUAUGGAGAGGAUUCAGUCAAACUGUCAUAUUCCUCUAUUUAUUGGACGAAGGUUCCUCUUUGCUUGUUCUAAUUCCUGCUGGAAUAGGAUCUAUCAUUGAGAUAUGGAAACUGACGAAGGUGUUGAAACUUAGGUUGCAUACCAGUAGCAAAAAUGUUGCUGAAGUGAAGACAAGAGAAUUUGAUGCGGAAAGUAUGCGAUAUUUAAGCUAUUUGCUGUAUCCGCUCGUUAUCAUUGGAGCCAUAUAUUCUUUACUUUAUCAACCCCAUAAAAGCUGGUAUUCGUGGAGCAUCAAUUCAUUGGUGAAUGGCGUUUACGCGUUCGGAUUUUUAUUCAUGUUACCGCAGCUGUUCGUGAAUUACAAGCUUAAGUCUGUAUCGCAUUUACCAUGGAGGACGUUCAUGUAUAAAGCAUUUAACACGUUCAUUGAUGACGUGUUUGCGUUUAUAAUUGUUACACCGACAGCACACAGAAUAGCUUGCUUCCGUGAUGAUGCAGUAUUCCUUGUUUAUCUCUACCAAAGAUGGCUGUACCCCGUCGAUAAAUCUCGCCCCGAUAUCGAUACAAUUGGCGAGGAGUCCGUGGAUUUCGCAAGUUCGAGUAAAAAAACAAAUUGAAAGCCACUAAUUAAAGAUAAUAAUGUUAUGUAGAGAUAGAAAUAUAUUUUUCACUGUUUGUGGUAUAGUGAGAAACUGAGUUGUAGCUGCGAGAAUCCAGUAUAGCAAGUGUACCCUAACGAAGCUUGUUAAAUGUAAGAAAGUGAUUCGAGCAACGAGAUAUUCUACGAAUUGCAUCGAUCGGAAAUACAACAAGAUCCGAACGGUUAUCUUUAUUCCUCUCACAGAUCUGUGAGUCGCAAUUGAAAUUUAUCAGAUCGUUGCGACACUUACAGAGAUGGAUUUCUUAGACGGCUUAAGAUAAUGUAAUACCGAUCUCGCGAUAACGUUUGUAUAAAACUACUUAGUAUAAAAAUUGUAUACAACUCUAUUUAAUCAGUGCGAGGUUGAUUGGUUCGCAUGUCUCACAAAUAAUGACGUUGUGAAGUGUAGGAUUUCCAGAUUGGUGCUUAAGUUUCAGUCUCUCAAAAGUAUACGAGUUCGUUAUAUAAUCGUCAACGAGGAGAAUUCCAGUACUGAUUUAAAUUGCUAAAGUGAUAGUAACUACUAUGUAAUAAUAGUCAGUACGCCAGUACGCUGCUGGACGUUCUAGUAGCCGGUUUUCUUAAAUAGCACAUGAAAACAUACGUUUUGAAAUUUAAUAAAUAUGUCUGUUUAAAAUGGUAUGAAAAAUCUGACAACAGUGA
Messenger RNA from Megalopta genalis, 2557 nucleotides. Its product is annotated as lipid scramblase CLPTM1L. The record is from RefSeq and is a predicted model, not a curated record. Gene Ontology annotation, cellular component: endomembrane system; membrane. Lineage: Eukaryota; Metazoa; Arthropoda; Insecta; Hymenoptera; Halictidae.